AUGCUAAAUUUACUGCAGAGUUUCCUCUCAGAACGCACUUUCCAGGUAUCCAUAGGAGGACAUACGUCUCAAGAGUACCUCUUGGAGAACGGAGUACCUCAGGGUUCCGUUCUGUCCGUGACGCUGUUUCUCAUCGCGAUGCAGCCAAUUUUCCGCGUGCUGCCCGCUGGAGUUGAAAUCCUUUUGUACGCUGAUGACAUCCUCCUCGUGGUGCGUAGAGCAAAAGAGGAAGGUUUACACCGCAGAUUGCAAACCGCCGUCAAAGCUGUGAACAAGUGGGCGAAGAGCGUGGGAUUCUCUAUAUCUGCAACCAAAUCGCAGACGUUUUACUGCAGCCCCAACGCGCGCAGAGAGCCGGCCAAAGAGAUCACCAUCGAACAAAUUCCUGUUCCGAAAACCAACCUCCUAAGGAUCCUGGGUGUCACUCUGGACCGAACGCUCACGUUUAAACCGCACUGUAAAGCGGUGAAAAAAUCGUGCGACUCACGACUGCGAAUCCUCCAGAUAAUUGGAGCGAAACUUCCACGUGGUAACCGAGCGACCCUACUGCAGGUGGGUUCGGCGCUAGUAACUGCGAAAUUGAUGUAUGGAAUUGGACUAGUGAGCCGAGGAGGGCCGGAGACCCUGCAGACCCUCGCCCCAGCGUACAAUAAAAUGGUACGCUAUGCUUCCGGAGCAUUUGUGACCAGCCCGAUUAAUUCCAUCAUGGCCGAAGCUGGCACUCUUCCGUUUGGAUUACUUGUUACACAGUCGGUAGCGCGGACGGCCAUUCGAAUUAUGACUAAAUGUUCCAACAACAGCACCCUUCCGUUGAUCCGUCGGGCAUCAGACCGUCUUGGCGAAAUUACGGGUACAACACUCCCCGCUAUCGACCAGCUUGCAAGGCAGAGUGAUCGUGUCUGGCACGCACGAAGACCAUCAAUAGUGUGGGAUGUAAAGAACUGCGUUCGAGCCGGCGCCCCGCCAAAUAGAGCUAUACCAGUCGUCCAAGAAUUGCUCUCGACAAGAUUCCGUAGUUCGACGGUGAUCUACACCGAUGGCUCAAAAUCUGAUGAUACGGUUGGAGCCGCGUUUCACACGACCGGCCUCGCAGGAUCGUUCAGUCUUCCGCAAGCGUGCAGUGUCUUCUCUGCGGAGGCGUAUGCAAUAAAGAAAGCAGUUUUGACCCCGAAUACCGAUGGUGAGAUAAUAAUUCUAACGGAUUCGGCUAGUUGCCUGUUGGCAUUAGAGUCCGGGACAUCAAAACACCCGUGGAUACAGGAGAUCGAAAAUUUGGUGCACAAUAAACUCAUCCGAUUUUGCUGGAUCCCUGGACACGCCGGCAUUAGUGGAAAUACCGAGGCCGACCGACUAGCAAACGAGGCUAGGAGACAACCUGCAAUCGAUAUGCCCAUUCCGGGCGAAGACGCUUUGAGAGCGAUGAAACAGGCAAUACGAUGGCGAUGGAACCGCCAGUGGCACGAUUCUCGCGACGAGAAACUGAGAGAGAUCAAGAACGAUACGCUCAGAUGGAUGGAUCAGAGCAGUCCAGCGGACCAGCGUGCACUGACCCGACUAAGAAUAGGCCACACGAGACUGACCCAUACAUUCCUACUGAAGAAGGAUCCUCCGCCAACUUGCGAGUGCUGUGGAACCAUCGUCGACGUGCGACACAUUAUCCUCCAUUGCCAGAAGUAUAAGCAGCAACGACAGGACAACGACAUCAACACAACUAGUCUCAGAGCUGCCCUGGGUAAUGCCGACGAAGCGACGAAAAGACUGUUGCUGUUCCUGCAGCAAACCAACCUAUCCAAACAGCUUUAG
This is a messenger RNA of Armigeres subalbatus, 1803 nucleotides long. RefSeq lists its product as uncharacterized. Gene Ontology annotation, biological process: DNA replication, removal of RNA primer. NCBI's taxonomy places the organism in Eukaryota, Metazoa, Arthropoda, Insecta, Diptera, Culicidae. The record is from RefSeq and is a predicted model, not a curated record. The coding region runs from base 1 to 1803 and encodes 600 amino acids. Gene Ontology annotation, molecular function: RNA-DNA hybrid ribonuclease activity; nucleic acid binding. The transcript has a single exon.